Molecule: messenger RNA, 1413 nt
Organism: Antrostomus carolinensis (chuck-will's-widow)
Lineage: Eukaryota; Metazoa; Chordata; Aves; Caprimulgiformes; Caprimulgidae
Gene: EFHC1
Product: EF-hand domain containing 1
Biological process (GO): mitotic spindle organization; cilium-dependent cell motility; mitotic cytokinesis
Cellular component (GO): mitotic spindle; axoneme
Molecular function (GO): alpha-tubulin binding; calcium ion binding
Source: RefSeq, a predicted model, not a curated record
GCGUUCCUGGAGAGCCAAGGAAUUGAACUGAACCCUGCAGAGAAAAUGGUUCUCGAUCCUUACACAGAACUGCGCCGGAUGCCUACGCUCAAGUACGAGGCACCAUCAGAUAUCGACCCACUCAAACAGUUUCUGACUUACGACAAGCAGGUCCUUCGCUUCUACGCCAUGUGGGAUGACACCAGCAGUGUCUUUGGUGAAAAUCGGCCUUACAUCAUCCAUUACUAUUUGGCAGAUGACACAGUGGAGGUUCGGGAAGUCCAUCAGCAAAAUGAUGGUAGAGACCCAUUCCCAGUACUGAUAAAACGUCAACGCUUGCCCAAAACCUUUGUGGACAAGAAAAAGACCUUCCCAAGCUGCGUGCUAGAGAUCUCUGAUCAGGAGGUACUUGAGUGGUACACAGCUAAAGAUUUUGCUGUGGGGAAAUCUACCACCCUCCUUGGACGUACCUUCUUCAUCUACGAUUGUGAUGAGUUCACACGAAACUUCUAUCGUGACAAAUUUGGCAUCACAGACUUCCAGCCAGUGGAAAUAAAGAAGAAACCAUGUGAGGAAGUUCCACAGGUAAUUCCCCCCUAUAAUGGUUUUGGCAUCCUUGAAGACUCUCUUCAGAACUGCUUUUCUCUGAUUCCAAAGCCUCCCCGGAAAGAUGUAAUUAAGAUGCUAGAGAAUGACCACAAGGUGCUGCGAUACCAGAUGGUCCUGGAAUCACCGAACCCCGAGGACAGAAAGCGUCGUUUCAUCCUCUCUUAUUUCCUCUCCGAUGACAUGAUCAGCAUCUACGAACCCUCAGUUCCUAACUCUGGCAUCAUUGGAGGCAAAUAUUUAGCAAAGACCAGAGUCCCCAAGCCAGGUUCUACUACAGAGAAUAUGACAUACUAUGAGCCCUCUGACUUCACCAUUGGUUCUACAAUUGAAGUGUUUGGCCACAGGUUUGUUAUCACUGAUGCUGAUAAAUAUGUGCUUAAUUAUAUGGAGAGCAACGCAGAGAGUUUCCCUGAGGCAACGCUGCAGUCCCUGAGGGAUCAUUUUCACCCACGACAGGUGGUGAAGGAAACUGCCAACAGUGACAUCACCAUGCUUGGGACCAACAGGCAGGGACUGGAUGAAUUAAUUGUGCAGGUUCAGGAAGAGCUGAAGCUCCAUAAGUUGAACAACAAGAAAAUUUGGGAGGCGUUUUUUCAGUGUGACAAGGAUCGCUCUGGCUUCUUGGACAAAGCAAAAUUUUUAGCCCUUUGUGACAGCUUGAGCGUGCCAACCAACAUCUUACUGGUUAACAAGCUGAUUGACCUCUGUUCUUGUGGAGAAAACAAGAUAAACUACCAUAACUUCCUUAAAGCCUUCCCUUGUGAUCUGCACCCAGGAGUUGAAGCACAAGACCAGCAAUAAAAUUCUUAGCUGAGUUGGCUUUAA